AUGGAGGACAGUACAGACUUCCCAGAAGACUCCAUGAGACAUGUAGAAGCGUUGCUGAGUAGGCACCCGCCUCAAAUGGUGCUGCGAAUGUUCCAACAUGUUAUGGACUCGAGACGAAAUUCCAUGGCUUCUUCCCAUACGACAUCAUCAAACUCGUCACUUCGUUCGCGACUGUCUGUAGCUUCCAGUUUCUCGACCAUGUCCAGCUCCACCAGCCAUAGUGACAUAGCACCAUCCAUCGCAUCAUCCAGUUCAUCGCGAUCAAGGAUAAGACGCCCAGAGCCGCGAUCCUACCCCUCAGGCCUUGAUCCUACCAGACCACGACCUACUCUAAUGACGCCCACCUCUAAUCCAAGUAGUCCGCUGGACGGAAGUGUCGAACCUAUUUUCACCCCUACGGAGGAGGACAUGACGAGCAACGCAUCGCCUAUCACGUUUCAAAGCGACAAAAGCCAAAGUCAGAGUCAGACCGGAGACUCUUUUAUGUUCUGUACAUAUUGUGCCGAGCUUAAUGUUCUGAAGACGUUCAAAGCGAAGUCGGAUUGGAAAAAGCACGAGAUGAGGAUGCAUGAGACAGGCGAGGACUGGCCUUGCCCAGUGAAUGGGUGUAACCGGAUAUUCGAUCGGCAAAAGGACUUCGUUCGACACCAUGUGCGCUAUCAUUCGGGUCGACCGUUACCAUCCGUGACCGAUAUAGGCAUACGAUUACUUCCGCGCAGGGUCUUUGGCUGUGGCUUCGAAAAAUGCAAAGAUGUUAGUAUAGGGUGGGACGAGCGAUGCGAUCACGUUGCGAAACACAUGAAGAACGGUUCUCCAUUCGAGCAGUGGAAAUACUCGAAUGUCAUUCGAAAUCUCAUUCGACAGGAAGCAUUGCACGAUACUUGGAAAGAGAUAUUCGGCAGUUUGGACGAACGACUAAAGGAGAGCAGAUCUCAAAUCGCCUGGUCUCCCGACAAUACGAGAGUUCUCAGGCAGAAGCUUCAAUGCUGUGAUCUCAGGCCAAGUCGGGAGGAGGUUCUGAUCACGGCAUUGAGCAUGCGUUCGGAUCUACCCCUUGAUACGUCGCAUCUAAGCAUACCCCCCGGUUUCAUCACGCCGAGCCGAGACUCGGUUCCCAACGUCGAUCAACUGUCGCGAGAACAACGAAUGCAUAUUUUGAUAGGGAACAUGAAUAUCACACUGUCGCGUUCUCGCCUUGCAGCCGUGAAUGCAGCGCUGCUGCAAGCGAGCAGCACCCCGCCUAGUUUCGGCACGUUCAACACACCCCCAACUCCUGACGAAGGAAAUAAGCGCAUCAGCUUCAUGGAUGUGGACUCUGCAGAGUUCGACCUGGCCGACCCGGGAAUUCCUCAAAUGCCGCAGCAUCACACACCGCAGCAAACUCACAUUGAUCCUGAGCCCCAGCAGCAGCAGCACCACCACCAGCAACAGCAGCAACAACAACAGCAGCAGCAGCAGCAGUCACAAGCUCAACCCCAGCACGCUGAGUAUGUCGAGUCUGGAAAGCCUGCUAUGUUCGUAGAUCCCGGCAGACCUACUGCUUUUGUGGAUCCUGGAAGGCCCUCUUCUGGUUAUACAGACCCGUCACGAACAGCUUAUGUUGACGCCGGAAAGGCUUCGAAUCCGUUGGGAUGGUGCUAUCCUAACUACUUUGAUGCUGCGCCGACUUUCGAAGAAUCUCAAUACUAUGAUCGACCAUCAACAUUUGGUCAGAUGUUCUCACGGCCUUUGCACAAGAUCGGAAGCAGGCUGGGUUCGCGACACAGUUCGCCCCACUCGCGUCCUUCGUCUUCUAACGACCAUCACGAGCUGAACGGCCCGGAAUUUCCCAUUCAACAUCCCAUGCAGCCUCCGCCGCCACCUUACCAACAGCAGAUGAAUGUGACAACGAUGCGGCCACAGUAUCGUGGUCUUGACGAACACCAGAACCAGCUACACCUGUUCACGCAUCAAAACUAG
Messenger RNA from Aaosphaeria arxii CBS 175.79, 1959 nucleotides. RefSeq lists its product as uncharacterized. Lineage: Eukaryota; Fungi; Ascomycota; Dothideomycetes; Pleosporales. The transcript has 2 exons. The record is from RefSeq and is a predicted model, not a curated record. The coding region runs from base 1 to 1959 and encodes 652 amino acids.